This is a messenger RNA of Astyanax mexicanus (Mexican tetra), 3284 nucleotides long. It is a transcript of the gene apool, whose product is annotated as apolipoprotein O-like. The record is from RefSeq and is a predicted model, not a curated record. Bases 55 to 2214 code for a protein of 719 amino acids. Gene Ontology annotation, cellular component: MICOS complex. The transcript has 9 exons. Gene Ontology annotation, biological process: cristae formation. NCBI's taxonomy places the organism in Eukaryota, Metazoa, Chordata, Actinopteri, Characiformes, Acestrorhamphidae.
UGGGUUUGUCCCGCUGUGCUCGCCGUACCGCUCACUGGAGGAGGAGGAUCAGACAUGGCGGUGAAGGUGCUGAAGUUGGCAGCAUUUCCUGCUGCUUUGGGACUGGCCUCAUUCCGAGUUUACGCCAUGACUGAGAAAAAGACAGAUGACAUGAUAUCACCACGAGAGUUGUCUAUCUACAACCCAGAGUCUCCAGUGGCACAGUAUGUGGAGGAGCAACCUGGACGCCUGCAGACAGGACUGGGCCGAGUGAGAGUGGGCCUCCAGCCGUACGUAAGAACAGUGCAGAAUGGUUGUACGUCAGUCAAAAUUGGAGUCACAUCUUUAUACCAGUCUGGGCAAGACAUGUAUGAGUUCCUGAGAGACCCGCCCCCUGGAUUUCUCCCGAGAGUUGGUGUCAUCACUGUGUCUGGCUUGGCGGGCCUCAUCCUGGCACGCAAGGGCUCUCGGGUAAAGAGAAUAGGCUUUCCUCUGGCUUUGACUACAGUUGGUGCUGCCAUGUGUUACCCUAGAGAAACAGUGGGAAUUUUAAAAUUGACUGGAAAGAAGGUGUACUCUGCCAGCUCAUUAGUUGCCUCAGUGAUUAAAUCCAAACCCAAAGAAGAUGUUGUCACUCAGCUGGGCUUGGAGCCUGUUACUUCAAGCUCGAAAGAAGUUCAUGAACCUGAGCCAACAGAAGCCAUCACAAGGGAAGCAAUUUCCCCAGUAGCCCCAAUAGCAGAAUUUGCUACUGAGCUUGAGGACACUAUUGAAAAUGUUAUUGAGGGCCAGCCUGCUGAUGAAGUUACAUCAGUUGCAGAAGUUACCCCACUGUCUGAUGACAUCCCACAAGAAGGUAACACUGUAUCAGAGAUUCUUCCAGAUGUUGCCCCAGUAGAAGAUUCUUCAAUAGCUGUCAUUGCUGUUGCACAAGAAGAGGCCAUUCCAGUAGAGGAAAUCCCCAAUUCAGAGAAAGUCACAGUUCCAGAGGUUUCUGCCACUGCUUCUCUGUCUGACGUUACUUUAUCAGAGGUGAGAGAAGACCUGGCAGUUGUAGAGGUUGCCCCAGUACCUGAUGUUACCCUGGAACCUGUCACCCCUGUGGGGGAAGGUGCACCAGUAGAGGAUACUCUAGUUCUGGAAGUUAAGGUAGUACCUGAUGUUGCCCCAGAAGAGGUCCCUCCUGUCUCCGAAGCUCCACCAACAGAUGUUAUUGAGAUUUCUGCAGCAGCAGAUGCUUCACCUCCAGAUCUUAUUCCAAAAGCAGUUGCUACUGUUUCACAGGUUGAGGCUGCUUCAGCGCCUACUCUCACUUUAGAAACGUCUCCUGAAGUUGACGGGACCCUUCUGAACCCUAAUGUGGCUUCAGAGGAGAUGAAUCAAGCUGCAGCUGAACUAGUGUUAGAGGUUGCCUCUGAAGAAGUUGCCCCAGCUGUAGAUACUUCAGCAGUUGAUGAAGUGUUGUCUUCAUCUGCACCACUGUUGGCUGAACCAGCCCUGGAGGCAGCACCUGAACAAGAUUCUGAAACUGAAGCUUGUCAUGAACCUACACAUGUGGCUGAGUUUGCUCCUGUUUUUGAGGGCUCUAAACCUGCUGCAGAAGUUGCUGAAGUUGCCCUAGAGGCUUUAGAUCCUGCCGUAUCUGAGCUGGCACCAAUAGAAACAGAAACCACACCAGCAGUCUCUCUGCCAGCUGAAGAGCACCCUACAUUUUCUCUGUCAGAACUGAAGAAUCCUGAAGAAGAGGAUGUUUCUCUUUCUCCCCCUCCUGCCGACAGUGCAGAUACAGCCCCUGCUUUAGAGGAAAACAUUGCACUACCUUCUGCUCUGCCUCCAACUGAUAAAGAAACCACACUCUGUCCUUCAACCACAGAAAAGAUUGUAUCUGUUCCUCCUCCAGUCAUAGAUCAGCCCACACUAAUUGCUGCUACUGUACAACAGACCACAUCCUCCACACCUGCUGCAGAGAACACACCCACUGCACUUGCUGAAGGUCAGACUACACCCCCCUCAUUUGCCACCGAAGACACCACAUCACCUCUUUCAGAUGUAGGUGAAGCCAAAUCACCUCCACCUACUGAAGAGGAGACUACUUCCCUUGCUGCUGCAGAACCGAUUUCAGCUUUAAAUCCAGACUCUGUAAAAGUGAAACCACGGUUUGUUCCUGACCCAUCCUUGGUGGACCACGGGCAGGCUCACCCUGAAGAUGCUGACAUGUACAGCACUCGUGGAUAAUUAGCUUAACAAACAGCCGAAAAACUGGAAGGUGGAAGAGACCUUUAAAGGAGAAGACAAAAAGGAUGGUGGUGGAUGGAACAAAAGAGCAGUGUCAGUAGUUCAGAACAGGGUUUUUUGGUAAUGGUUUAAAAUGAAUCGUGAGAUGUUUUGUGGGAAAUAACCAUUAACCUACAUACGCGCACACACACACACACGUUUAUAUCCAGAUUAUUUAUUCCAGCUUUUCUCAAUGUUACAUUACAGAGUCAACUGUUUACAUGCAUACAUAUACACACCACAUACCUUUCACAAAAGAAAUGGAAAACACUUUUCCUGGUAUAACUAGAAUAGACUACCUCUUUAUGACUUCAUAUUUUAGAAGUUUCUUUUUAGAUCUGAAAAAUAUAAUUUUUUAAACUUUCCAAUAAUGUAUCUCUAUAUUUACAUCUCUGAGCCAUUUUUUGUCUGUAGCUAAAAGCUAGUGUCAUUAUAUACUGUGAAAUGAUUACAUGUAAAAUUGUAAAUCUGAACCUUAAAGCCAAAACAUUUUUUACAGAAUAUUAGAAGUUACACAAUUAAAAUUUUUGAAAUAUAGCUGAGCCAUUAUGCCUUACCACCCUGGUGUCUUAUUAUUAUUAUUAUUAUUAUUAUUAUCAUUAUUAUUAUUAUUAUUAUAAGUAGUAGUAGUAGUAGGUAGUUGUCUUAUUAUUAUUAUUAUUAUUAUUAUUAUUAUUAUUAUUAUUAUUAUUAUUACAAUUAUGCAAUUAUUCAAUUGAGAUGAUUCAUUUUUCUCUAAAAGCCUGCACGUUAUUAAGAUCAUAUUUGCAAUAAUUGCACAUGUAUGUUCCAUCUGGAUGGCUGCAGUGUCAGGUUAUCAUGUGAUAUUGUGUGUCUUCUUCAUCUGUAAGCUGUAAAACAGAUUCCUCCAGUAACACUGAGGUGCAAAAUGCUGUGACCAUACUAUGAAAUGCUAUAAACAAUCAAAUUACAUUGUGCAGUAACUGUAGUGAUUGUGCUUUAUUGGCUUUUUUAUUCUGUAGCUUUGUUUACCAUUGACAUUAAAGCUAAAGCUAAAAUGCUUAAAAUGA